Messenger RNA from Aplysia californica (California sea hare), 820 nucleotides. RefSeq lists its product as uncharacterized. The record is from RefSeq and is a predicted model, not a curated record. The transcript is spliced from 2 exons. Bases 1 to 750 code for a protein of 249 amino acids. NCBI's taxonomy places the organism in Eukaryota, Metazoa, Mollusca, Gastropoda, Aplysiida, Aplysiidae.
AUGAAGGCGUUCGACGACCAACGCCCCAGCAUGAUGGCCGUAAGUGGAGGGGCCACAACUCCACUCUUCUCAGACCUGAUGUGCAGCAGACUGAAGAUGCUCUGCUCCAGACCGGACCUCUAUAACCCCACAUCUCCGUUUAGCGUUCACCAUCUCCCACCACCACCACCACCACCACCCAGCAAAACAAUUGAGGAUGGGACAGAAUGCGUCGUUGGUAGCGCUGGUCCAACCUCUAUACACCCUCUCCGACAGCCUGAUUUUUCUGGCGGCUGUCUUGAUUUAGAUACUAGAACCUUUAGUGGAGCAGACUUUACCACCUUCACCGCUCCUCGGCGAAAUGCUAACGUCAAUCACAUUAACUUCUUACCUAUGUGGGAUUCAACAGACGUGUCAGAUACUCUCAGACAAAGGCUUAACAGUCUCCAGAGCAUGUCGACGUUUUCGUAUCUAGGUCACCAGGGCGCCAAAUCAGACGCUGCUAUAUUUAGUGAUUGUCCUCGAGUCGUGGCGUCAUAUCCGGAUCCGCUGGCGGUGAGGUGUAAGCUGGGACGUCAGGACAUCGAUCUAGCCCCGGUCUCGCCAAAGCUGCAACACUGGGAUGUGGCUGGGAAAGCUGGCGAGUAUAACAAAGAGUCGAAGCCGGGCCCCUACACUGACGUCAUCGGGUUUCCGGGUGCAAGGGCUGACGGGACGAGGCAGGUGCUACUGGGGAAAAUUGACGGGAAGAAGAAACGUCGUCACAGGUGAGAUAGACGGGAAAGGUCUACACCAGUAUCCUCCGAUAAAACACUUUUUUUGAGUUUGUCUGGAAAUGCUG